Messenger RNA from Patiria miniata (bat star), 1584 nucleotides. RefSeq lists its product as uncharacterized. NCBI's taxonomy places the organism in Eukaryota, Metazoa, Echinodermata, Asteroidea, Valvatida, Asterinidae. The record is from RefSeq and is a predicted model, not a curated record. The transcript has 2 exons. Bases 16 to 885 code for a protein of 289 amino acids.
UCUACCAGUCUGACCAUGAAGUAUGAGAUAGAUGCUGACGGAGUCCUCCAUUGUGUUUUGGGGGAGCUGUCUUACAAUGACUUUGACAAAUCAGGGAGAAUAAGCGUUUGGAAGCUGCUGAAACUCAUUGAAGGAGCCCACAAGGCACUAAACCAAAGUGGCAUCAGAAUCAACCUCAGGAGUUUCGGCAUAUUGACAUUUAUUCGUGCCCAAUUUCUUCAGGUUUAUCCAGCCUUUUACACGAGCAAACUCACACAGAACCGAGCUCUGGAUAUCACCAGCACAUUGAGUCAUCUUGGGAGCACGUCAUAUUGUUUGGACACUGACAUGUAUGAUUUGAGCACAAAGACACUCCUAGCCUCUGGGAGUGUUCACGGCGUCUUUGUUUCGGAACAGACACGUCGCCCUUCUCCGGUGGCCUCCAUGGCUUGGCAGCGCGCAAAAGUGAUAAUCCCACGUGACCAGCGACCCAUUUCUGGACCUGAUUUUCCAGCACGACCCAUUGGCACCUUGUGCUUCACCCAGACCAGAACCGUCAUGUCCAGUGAUACCGAUGCCAACGAUCACCUCAAUCAGGCAAUGUUCAUCCGCUUCUGUUUCGACUGCGCAAGUUCAGCUGCCUUAGAUGGACACCUGCCCAGCUUCAGGAAAGACGUCAUCUACGCGGACGCCAAGACGGUGUGGUUCUUGUACGUUCGCGAGGCCAGGGUCGGUGAGGAAUUGUCGCUGUACUGCUGGGAAGACCGCAAUUUGAGUCGAACUCUUUGGGUCGAAAUGUGUCAAGAGUCGCAGGUCAUUGGCCAGUGUCAAAUACAAUUCUAUGAAGAUGGACUGACAAGGUCCACCUCUGAGCCUGAUGGAGGGCUGACCUUGGCAAAACUCUGACUCAUUAAACUUGUCUUAAAAGAUUUGGUUACUGGAAAUGCAGGAAGUUAAUGCACAAUGUAGCUGAACAUUGCCCAACUGCGGUUGGAGGAAUAAUAGUUGUCCAAUUGGCAGGUGAUAAAUAUUUAGAAUUUUUUAUAGCAAACCUUCUUACCUCACAAACAGAUAUCAAACUUUAAAUAAUAUAAACAUUAAAAAAUAAGUGUAUUUCAGUCUGAAAUAUACAGUAAGGUACAUGUAAUAAAUGUGACUGGGCUCAAAAGAAUUUAAGACUGGAAAUGGGUUACAACUCAACAUAGCCCAGCUGUGGUUUUAUAAAGUUGUGUACUUUGUGAACCUUGCAGGUGAUCGAUAGAUAUAUAUCUUUUUAAAAUUAAAUGGCAAAUUGUCUUGCCGGGAUCACAAACAACCACCUUUACAAAUUGUGUUUGUUUUUUGUUAUUAAGGGAAAUAUGUAUACAUGUACAUCCAAUCAAGUUUUAUAUGACAUUCAAGUGAGUAUCAUCCAACUAACAUUUUCGAACUAUUUUACUCCCAAAAAUGGAUCUGAAUGUAUUUUUAUAAAGUGAUUUCUUUUAAUGGUUCUAUGUUUUGUGAUGCUAAAAUUAUAGUGUAUGUAGAUAUAUUGAUGACAUUCACAUAAAAUUAAACCUCAGUUGAAACUGAAAUUAAUUUGUGAUUCAGUUACAAGAAGCGCAA